UAAAUGGUCUUUCAUGUGCAAUCCGUUUAUCGAAUGCCUUUCCAAACACAGUCAUACAAAUAAUGGCGGAGGAUUAUAGUCCAAACACAACAAGUAAUAUCGCGGCAGGUUUGUGGGGACCAUAUCUUUUGGGACAAAAUGCCGAAAAACUCUGUAGAACGUGGGCACAAGCUACACAUGACUAUUUCCAUAGCUUGUGGAUAGGCGGACAAGCGGACCAAUGUGGAAUAUGCUUGGUUCCCGUUCUAGAGGUUUCCGGCCAUCAUGAACCAACUCCAUGGUGGCAUGAUAUUGUAUUUGGGUUUCAGAGGCUUUCACCAGAAUCACUACAACAGCUUACGAACGAGCAUAAGCCAAUUAAAGAUUACGCGACAGGAUUUACUUAUUCCACAUUCACGUGUGAGCCUACAAAACUGAUGAAUUUUUAUCACCACGUGUUAAUGAUGCAAACAAAUGUAUCUUUCCACAAGAAGAAACUGUCGACAAUGAAAUGUGUGGAUAAUUUGGAUACAGACGAAAAUACCCUGAUUAUCAAUUGUUUCGGUUUAGGUGCCAAGACGUUUUCAGAUGAUCCCGACCUGACACCGAUACGCGGCCAAGUGCGAAAAAUUGAAACACCUGGAAUAUUCCACUCUUUUUCCAACGAUUACUGCUACAUUAUUCCCAACACAGAUUCGAUAACACUAGGCGGAACGAAACAGUAUAGUACUGAUACGCGAGUGUGUCCAUUAGAUCGAAACUCGAUUAGAAAAAACUGCGAAAUGGUUGUGCCUUCAUUGCAACAUGCAACUCUCGUCAAAGAUGUGGUGGGCUUGCGUCCAUUGAGAUCAACUGGUGUACGUUUACAAAUGGAAUCUUUUCAUGGGUUCUCCGGAAGAAAAACUAUUUUACAUAACUACGGGCACGGCGGAGCCGGUAUUUCUCUCGCCUGGGGAUGUGCAGGAGCUGUAGUACAGCUGAUAGAGCAAUGGGAAAAUAAUUUUGAAGAUGUUCAAUCUAAGCUUUAGAUCCAAUAAUCUGACAACGAAGUGGUGCGAGACCCCACUGGAAUGGUCACUUAUACUUCCGCAGUGAUUAAUUGCCCUUGAAUGCAUAAUCGGCAUGCGGAUGAGUGUUAAAAUCACCAUAAGUUGUGCGAUAAGGUUCAUCUAUGCCGGGUAUA
Molecule: messenger RNA, 1162 nt
Organism: Anopheles darlingi
Lineage: Eukaryota; Metazoa; Arthropoda; Insecta; Diptera; Culicidae
Product: D-amino-acid oxidase-like
Exons: 3
Coding region: 63-1007 (314 amino acids)
Molecular function (GO): D-amino-acid oxidase activity; FAD binding
Source: RefSeq, a predicted model, not a curated record